AUGCCUCGUGACAAGAGGAAGCGCAAUGAUAAUGAAGAUGAUUCCCCUAUCGCGGAUCCCUCCACCGGCAGCGACUUCGGGCUAGCCCAGACACUGUCCCGUCUGCAGGACACCGAGACGACGAGCAUGCCUGGCCAGGCGAAAAAGAAGAAGAGGGUGGAUGGGGAGAAGGUCAAAUACCCAGCCCUGAACUAUGUCGAGGGUCGAAUGCAAUCAUCCGUCCGGAUUGCCGACCUCCAGAGCUUGCUUCUAUAUUGCUUCGCCGAUGGAAUCGCACCGCAGUGGAUCUCGCUCAAGCACUCCGGCCAUGUGCGCAAGAUUGUCGUGGUGAUGGUGCCAGGGCUGGAGAUGGGCAUGUUUGACGGGACCAUCCCAUUAGAGCCCGAGCCAACAGCAAUCCAAGAAGGAAGUGGGCAAGAGGACGGUACCGACGACCGCGAAUCAAUGGCAGACACCAAGGCGGCGGAUUUCCAACGAUGGAAGCAAGGACUGCCCCUCGAAGACCGUUCGCAUCGAUACAACCCACAAGCUCUCACGCGCGAUACCCUUCCAGAGCCGUUACGGCCGCUAGCUGACAUGUUUCCUCAUAUCUGGCCAGUCAGGGCCCCAGGAGACGCGAAAUACAACAAGGUUCAUUCGCCACUUCAGGCUAUCCUGCUUUCCUCUCUACCAAAAAGCAAGGACGAGGGACAGCGAAAAGGUGUACGACCAGCCCGGAUCGACAAGAACUUUUCGUCUCAACGGACCCCUAUAACGACCUUUAUCAGUACGUACGAACAGCUGUGCGAAAACGGAUAUGCUCCACAUCCCGCUUUCUUCACAUCUGAAGAAGAGAAGGCGGCAGCUGCCGAGUCUCGUAAGCGAGCUGGUCAGUCUACUGAGGACGGAUGGGUGGAUACUUUGGUUCCAAAUCUAGAGGCUGGCGACGUGCCUGACGGUGAGAUUGAGAAGGGCAGCAUGACAGCCGGACGAGACGUGCUCGCACUCGACUGUGAGAUGUGCCUCACAGAGGGCGGACAGUCGGAGCUCACUCGCAUCAGCUUGGUCCGCUGGGACGGGGAGGUCGUGAUGGACGAGCUCGUAAAGCCCCCACGGCCAGUUAUUGACUACUUGACUCGCUUUUCGGGCAUCACUAAGGAGCUACUGGAUCCGGUGACGACCACUCUUGGCGACAUCCAGCAACGCCUGCUGGAAAUUCUCACUCCGCGUACAAUUCUGGUGGGCCAUUCUCUCGACUCUGACUUGAACGCCCUCAAAAUCGCACAUCCGUUCAUCGUGGACACCACGAUCACCUACCCACACCCACGCGGCCCGCCGCUCAAAUGCAGUCUGAAAUGGCUCACGCAGAAAUAUCUGGGCAAGGAGAUCCAAAAGGGAAUGACAGGCCAUGACUCAAUUGAAGACGCCAAGGCCGUUCUUGAGCUUGUCAAACAGAAAUGUGAAAAGGGCGAACGAUGGGGCACCAGCGAAGCCUCGAAUGAGAGCAUCUUCCGUCGACUAUCCCGGUCUUCCCGACCAGGCCUUAAAGCAGCUGCCACAAGCGAGGGACGCACUGGUGCGGUCGUCGACUGGGGCAGCCCGGAACGCGGACUCGGUGCACAAGCAACCGUUUCAAUCGGCUGCCGCGACGACAACGAUGUCGUCCGCGGUAUCUCCGCCGCCAUCAAUGGCGACGAAUCCAACCACUCCAUUCCCGGUGGCGGCGUGGACUUUGCCUGGGGCCGGCUGCGUGAACUCGAAUACCUGCGCGGGUGGUGCAACCGACUCCCAGACCCGGACAACGCCAACCAGUCCACAACCAUCGUUCCUCCGCCCGAAGAAACCACCCCGACCACCACGACAGGUGGUACGAACGGAGAUUCUCAAGCAGACGGCAGCAAUACCGCCACCCUCUCCGAAACCGUGUCCCAAACCGUCUCCAACAUCGCCCGCAUCUACGACUCUCUACCCCCUUGCACCUUGUUCAUGGUUUACUCCGGAACAGGUGAUCCGCGCGAGGUUGGCCGUCUGCAGGCUAUGCACAGGACAUAUCGCGAGGAGUUUAACACCUCCCGCGUGCCAUGGGAUGAAUUAACUGUUAAAUGGACAGAUGCAGAGGAACAGGCCCUGAAGAAAGCAUGUGAGCGAGCCCGCGAGGGCUGUGGCUUUAUGUGUGUGAAAUAA
Messenger RNA from Penicillium lagena, 2163 nucleotides. Its product is annotated as RNA exonuclease. Gene Ontology annotation, molecular function: nucleic acid binding; exonuclease activity. The transcript has a single exon. The record is from RefSeq and is a predicted model, not a curated record. Lineage: Eukaryota; Fungi; Ascomycota; Eurotiomycetes; Eurotiales; Aspergillaceae. Bases 1 to 2163 code for a protein of 720 amino acids. Gene Ontology annotation, cellular component: nucleus.